AUGGGAAACAAACAAACAAAACAUGAUUUCCAUCACUACCAUGGUAGUCCCAUCCGUAAAACACAAUCCAACCUCUCUCAUCAUUCCUAUCCUUCUCCUUCGCUCAAUCAUCAAUAUCAUCCGAAUGGUGGCCAUAAUAACCACAUGGAUACAACAACACAUGUCUCAGCAUUAAACAGUGCUACCAAUUCCCGUAAUAAUUCUAGUUUUAAAGGCUUAACGCUCUUGCAAAAUAUUGGAAAACGGUUAUCAAAGAAUCAGAUGAUGGCCAUCCCGAACACAAUAGAUGGUAAAGUACAGCAACAACAACAACAACAUGGGAAUGAUCAAUCUCCACCACAAUUGAGUAAAUCCUUUUCGUAUCAUUCAACUCGGAAGAGCCGAACAUUGAGUCAUGACGAUGAAGAAUUUGAUGAGCCUAAUCAUCAUCAUGAACAAGCACAACAACAAGCAUCCACACAGAAAGGAGGACGAGGAAAUAUCAGUGGCAACAACAGCAAUCAUUCCAUGAAUUCAAGUGUUUUAGGAUCAUCAUCGUCAUGCUCUUCCACUACUCAUAUUCCGACUGAAAGUAUUAAUUCUUCCAACACAACUCUUAGUUCCAUUCUGUCGUUGAGAGUGGACCACCAUUCUCCCUCCAGUAUCAACAACAAUAACAAUAACCAAAUGACCAAUUCCAAUGUAAUGGAAGGAACCACACCUCCAGUAUCAUCAUCAACAAGUCCUACGACGAAUCGAGUCCACAAAAAACGAACCUUUUCGGUUGGAGCUCUCUUCAAACGAAAAUCACUUUCUCCGAGUGGUGGUGUUGCUGCUGCUACAAGUCCUCCGAAAUCAUCAUCAUCCCCUCAAUCGCCUUCUUCCCUUGCACUGGAUGAUACAAAAACAACAACAACUAGUAUUGGAAAAACUAGUCGGUUGAAUAUAUCAAAUGGUUCCAAUUCUCGGCAUCCAGAAGACGAAGAAGAAGGAGAACCAACUCAUACCACAACUGCUACUGCUACUACUUCACCUCCGAAUGCAUCUUCCUUUUCAUCAUCAUCGCCACCACUUCCCUCAACAUCUUCUCCCAAAAACAACCUCAAAAACGAAUCUCUCAUUCUGGGUUUGAAAUCACUCUCUCAAAAAUCACCUUCAAAACAACCUCAACAUGAAGAAGAAGAAAAAUCUGUGAAUAGUGAACUCACUCUCAUGAUCCAUCCUCACCUUAAUAAGCAUUCACAUUCAUAUCUAACGACGAGUCAUCCAAAGAAUAACCUCAAACCAAUCAUUACUCAUAAUAAUACUCACACAUUAACAGAACCAUCAUCGUUUCCACAAGAUGAAGAAGAAAAAGAACCUUCUUCUCCAACCGAUUCAAGUGCUUCCUCCAUCUCUUCUGUGAAAAUAUCCUUUUCACAAUCUACCAAAGGGUCCAUGUCUCCCAUGCCCACUCGAACUGUGCCGUCAUUAACCUUGUCAUCCAAUGAUCCGAGACGAAAAAGUAUUGGUGCAUUUAUAUUUGAACCUUCUCGAUUUUUGGUUCCGAAAACAAAGAGUCGAGACGAGUUGACCUUGUCACUGUCAAAUUUAUCACAUAGUCCUCAAUCUCCUCGAUCUCCUGUAGAAUGGACCAUUUCUGAAUCGAGGAAGGAACUUCGAAAGAGAGUUUUUUCUGUGAGGUUGGACACCAAGGAGGCCUCUACAUUAUCGAAUGCAUCGAUUGCACGUGCCUUAAUGAAUUUGGAUGUGGAAAGUGUAAUUGAGCAGCAACAGCAAUUAGAACAAUCCAAAGUGACACCUCAUGUGGAACGCAAGGAAGCAACGCUUCAAAAGAAUUCUCAACAACAAAAUGCAACUUUACAUCAAACCAAACAAAAUGCUCAAACUCCACGAGGCAUUGAGCCGCAAAACAUGUCAGUCUUUGCAUUCAAAUUUCAAUUUUUAUAUUCCAUGAGUACAACUGAACACAUGAUUGAGAAGCAAUUGAAUAUGGAUAGUUUGGAGAGAGAUUUUUCGAGUGGAGAGUUGGACUCUUUGGAUGCUGUUGUGUCACAACCUUCACUGUUGUCCAUGUCAACACAACAAGUGUCAAGUCAUGGUGAAAAAUUCAAAACCUUCGACGACAGAAGUCACGAAAAAGCAUUAUACGUCCGAGGGUUACAAUCCAUUUUCGAAAAAUUGUGUAAAAGUCAAUUAGCUCUCUCUGGCAAAAAAGAAGAGGAUGUUACAGAAGAAAUUACACAACAAGAUCGUGACUCAUUCAAAAUUGCCAUCAUGCUUGGAAUUCCACAUCAAGCUACCAAAAUGAUUCAUCACGAAAUUGAUCAAGUCUUAACUUUUACUGGUGAAUAUGAAUAUUAUGUGGAAUGUAAGAGAAAGGAAAAACGAGAAUUAAUGCUUUUACUUCAAAAGUUGAAAAGUGAAACCAAUUCACAAGCUGAACUCGUGCAACAACAAGUUGAAAAUUUCUUUAUCAUGAAGAGAGAACAAUUCCUUCUUUCGACAUGGUCCUCUUCAACCAGUGCCAGCAACAGUACUAACAACCAUUCUUCUUCGUCGUCGACUCUUCAACAAAAUAAUUCGUCUCAACCAUUGGUGACACCACCUUCUCAACCUCCAGUUGUUGAGAAUGAUAGCUCUACAGGGAGCACUACCAUUGGCAUUUCAUCAUUUUCUAGAAAUAAUUUAAACAAGAAUCAUGAGAAUAAUCAAAAAGAAGCAGGAACAGGUUCACCUUAUCCUUCUGCUGCUCAUCAUCAUCAGAGAACUAAUUCGAAUGAAUUUAUUUUGGAUACUUCCAUUGCAAAUCUUUUCAAGGCCGAUCGAGUCGAUUCCGAUUCCAAUUUCAUGUCCGAUCGAGAACGAGUCAUUAUUGAACAACAAUCCAUCAAAUUCAAACAUCCAUUGAAAUUGUACAUUCUUUUCACAACGAACAACAAUCAAAUUACCAAUGUACCAAAUAAUUCCAUUGUGAACUCGAAAUUCUUUAUCAAAAUGCUUUCGAGAUUGGGGAAAAUUACUGGACUUCUCCCACAAUUUGGUUUUCUACACAUGUCACUUGUAUUGGCAUCGAUGAGAUUUGAUUGGCUCGAAUGUGAAUUAUGUUCACCAAAAACCAAAUUGAAAUCCAUGAGAGCCAUUGCAUGUAUUGAAGUAGGAUCCAUCGACAAUUUCAAUGAUUUAACAAAAGUGACUCGAAUUUUAGGGAAAAGGCUUAGUUUUUGGAAUCGAAAUGUGCAAUAUUCAAGAGGAAUUGGAUAUCACUAUAACAUUACCACGCAAACUCAACAGCACAUGACCACUGACAAGGAAACUCAACAAGGAAGUUGUCAUCAAUUUGUUUUUGACAUUCUCGAUUCUCUCUCUUCAGAUAUCACCUUAAAUCACGAAAAAGCUCCCAUUGUGGACAUGUAUGAAUUGUUAAAAGAUGAAACUUUAUUAGGAAAGAAGGGAUGUAUUGGAUCUUAUUUGGAAUGGUCUGCCAAUAAUUUAGUGAAAGAUAAUCCUGAUAAUGUAGAUAAUAUGGAAUGGUGUCGUUUGGAGUUGAAUGAAACCAUUCGAAGAAAAUAUGUCACUCUUCUUCGAGACUAUAUCCAACAACAGAGAUUACUGUAUACGACCAUUCAGCAAAAUAUGAAUAACAAUAGUUCAUCUAAUACAACGGGUGACGGAGAGCCACAACAAGGGGAAAAUGUUGUGAACAACAAUGAAGAUCUUGCUGAAGAAUCCACCAGUGAAGUCAUUUCCACAUUACAAAGUUUAGACAAGACACUCAAUUUAGUAUUAUAUGGAAAUUUAUUUGCUCAAAAACGAAGAAAAUCUCGAUCUCUCUCUAUUGGAACUCCAAAAUCUCCACUCGCAUUCUAUCCACCCUCUGCUGUUGCGAGUAAUAGUGCUGCUGAAGAAUCACCUCGAAAGAAAAAGAAGGAAGAAUUCUCGGGUGGAUCUGUCACGAUUUGUUUUCCAAAUCAUUCCUCACUGGAUGAAUUUACGAGAGACAUGAUUUUGGUAUCUCGUAACGAUCCCAUACCCUUUACAGAAACAUCAGAAUAUCACUUGUUGAAAAGUUUUGAUCGAGCUCUAUGGUUACGAAAUAAUUUUGAUAAGGACAAGAUUUGUAAAGAUUUACAACUCUUUCCAAGUUCAUCCAAAAUUACAGAAGACAAUAGAAAGAGAAUAUUACAGGGUAGGGAUCCAUUGACGACUUUGGAUUAUUUGGAUGAAAUGAUCUAUAAUGAUGAGUCAUGGGCAAGUAUGUUAAAUUCUCUCAAGAAUGAACCUGGAAAAGUGAGAAAAUUUGACAAGAGCAAACAAACGCAUACGACUUGUUUGAUUUGUCCGUUUGAAGAUCCUAGAUAUUGUUUGCCUUAUAUUGAGUCAAGUAAUGGUGGAAAUGAGUAA
Molecule: messenger RNA, 4383 nt
Organism: Naegleria lovaniensis
Lineage: Eukaryota; Heterolobosea; Eutetramitea; Acrasida; Naegleriidae
Exons: 1
Coding region: 1-4383 (1460 amino acids)
Source: RefSeq, a predicted model, not a curated record